CAGUCCUCGGUAAAUUCGAAAUCAGUCGUCGCGUAGCACUCAUCCGAGUUCGUAUCGCACCUGCAGUCCCUGUGCGCCACCCCCCAAUCACCCUCCGACCACCCACCCACUGACAACCCCCAUUCACCCGGGAGAUCCCAGAAAAAAAAAGUAUGAAAAAAACAUUGAAAAAUCCAAUUUUCAAAAUACUUAUUUUCCUCCUGACCGUCAAAAACUCCCACCAAAAUACCCCCUGUGAUCCUUCCCAGGCCCUUCCCCUCCCACCAGAGGAGUCAAUUCACUUCGAAAAUGGGUCAGUCUUCCACAGGGGUCAGUUGUACCCCCCAGAGUUGCACUGGAAAGAUGGAAACGUGACCUUCGGUUGUUUCUGUCAAAUUAACGAGGAAAAUCCAUGCCUAGUGAAAUGCUGUGGAAUAAAUCAAGUCCUGAGUGAUUCCGACGUGUCAAAUUGUGUUUCCACUCCCGGUGGGCCCAUCGGCCUCCAAUUGAGGCCCCAGCAUCUCCAUGAGGAUGUAAGACAUCUGGAGAAUGCUGAGGAGCACUUUCGGGUGUUCACCAGGGAGAUCUGCCCUGGUGUUAGAUCCCGGUUACAACCGGAAAUGUUUCCUGAAGAUAACUUCACACUGUACGGUAAUGGCAGUCUUUACGCGAUGGAUAGGUUAAUGGCCGUGGGAGAAUUUUGCUUCGAUUUGGACGAGGAGAAGGUCCUGAGGGCCCUUGUAUGUAUCACUGCUGAUACUGAGGCUGUCACUGUUGAGGAAUCUGUUUACAGACUUGGAUUUGUCGUGUCCAUUCCAUUUCUCGUGGCUACCUUCAUUGUUUACGCCAUUAUUCCGGAGUUACGGAGUCUCUAUGGAAUGACACUCAUGUGUUAUGUCGGAUGUCUUAUCGCUGCUUAUGUGUUUCUAAUGAUAACUCAGACGUUCGUCUAUCAUGGACAGGCGUCCUGCACCGUCAUUGUGUGGGAUUUUCCUGUUGAUGUCCUUGAUAACUACGAGAUGUUCUUCCACCAGAGAUCGGAGGACAUUGCAAAGUCAAUUGCCCCACCAUUUAAUUCGUCAGGACAAUUUUUUCCUUAUUGUUAUCAAGUGGAAAUAGGAAAAAUUCGUCAGUUGUCUGCUGAUUGUCGAAGGAAACGCGACAUGGGGACUCGAAGAAUCAUUGUGGUGAUUGUCUUGUGGUUUUGUGCGAAUGUACAGUGCGCUGGUACCAGCAUGAUCUCCAGGAGAGACUCUAGUCAUGGAAAUAUCUCCAGACCCAAAAGAUCGCUACCGGAUUCAAAGAAGCCAAAGCUAUCAAUCUGCUGUCCACCAGAUGCAUUCAUGCUGACAGCAAAAGUGAUGAAGUGCUUCACCAACAGCUCAAAACCGAUAAACGAUCCAGAAGUGCCCCAGAUCUACAGAGAGGACCUGCAACCUUCAUCAAAAGACCAAACCUCCUUCGAGAUGAUCCACCGAAUUCCCUGCAAACACGGAAUCUACGAGAUGACAAGAGAACCCCCGACCUUCGAUGUCUUCUACCUCCUGGAGACUGGACAAAUAUUCCUAAACAGUUCGACUAAUCAAGUGGCACAUACCUACAUGAGCAUCGACGACUACUGCUUGAGCAGUUGGAUGGGACCUAACGGCACAUUCACCAGAAUCAUCGCCUGCUAUCCACCCCUCAAACGAGAAAUUCCUCUACCCUACACCAUAAGUCUUGUCCUGUCAAUGCCAUUUCUCGCCGCAACAUUUCUCAUUUACGCUUCCCUGCCAGAGCUGAGGAACAUUCAUGGAAUGACCCUGAUGCCUUACGUCGCAUCACUCUUCUGGGGCUACGUUGGACUAGCUGUCGUCCAGUUUGGAGCAGCUUCACCCUGGCAUCAUAAAGGAUUUUGCAUUUUUGCAGCCAUGACUGCUACAUUAUUUUGGCCUUUCGCAAUAAUUCUGGUCUUACCUCACCUGUCACUAAACGCACUACUACCGGGUGAAGAGAAUUGCCCCGCAGCGGCCUUGAUUUACCCGGAGUAUGGGGUCAACCUGACCGAGAUCAUAAGCCUCGAAGGGUCAAAAAGGAUUCAAUAUUUUGCCCCAGAAAAUUCAACCCACGAUGGAACACAUGAUUGGGAGAUUGACACAGAGAGCAUUCUCGAGUCACCGAGGGUCAACGGCUCAUGCCCUUGUCUGUCAAGGUCAUGUAUUGCCAUGUGUUGCCCUCAAGGUUAUUCAUUGAGGAAGAAUAAUUGCGUCAAAUCGGGGGUCGAAGAGGUGAAAUUUCCACGGAUUUUCGACUCUUCGACCUUGGAGCCCUCGGUGUUGGACUUGAAUGAGGCGGAGGGCCUAAAUGGGUCCUUUCAUGUCUUCGAGUGGGACCCGUGUCAUGGUGGCCUCAAGUGGCGGCUUGAUCCCAAGGUCAAAGCGGAUGCGUUCAAGUUGUUGGAUAAUGGGUCUGUUUAUACGGUGCAUAAUCAGGGAAUUGUUCGGUUUGAGGACUAUUGUUUGGGGCAUGUUGAUGGGGAUGUGUUCAGUGUUGUUCAGUGCUUUGACAUGGAUUAUGAGGCCCCGCCGGAUGACACCAGCUCGGGACUGAAGAUGGCGAAUUUUAUGCCUAUUGGGCUUAUCCUGUCGGUGCCGUGUUUGAUUGCCACUUUUGUUGUGUACUCGAUAUUACCGGAGCUUGACAAUAUGCAUGGCAUGAUAUUGAGGGCUUAUGUGGGGCAAUUGGGACUGGCCUACACACCCUUGACGCUGUUGAAGGUCGUCCCGGCGGUGUCACACAAUGAGGGCACCUGUAUUGCUUUUGCCUUCAUUAUCCACUUCUCGUUCCUCUCGUCAUUCUUCUGGCUCAAUGUUAUGUGCUUCGAUAUAUGGUGGACCUUCGGCCGAAAAGCUGGACAGGUGGUUGAGCAAAACGGAGGCUUUCGUGCACUCCAGGGAAGUGUCAAGCAACGAGAGCGAAAAAAAUUUAUCAUUUACUCGAUUUACGCCUGGGGAUGUGCAUCGAUCAUCACUGGAGUCUGUUUAAUCAUGGAUUUUGUCCCGGGUAUUCCUGAUUCCUACAUCAAACCGAGAUUCGGAGAGAAGAGAUGCUGGUUUCCAGAUGAAAUAUCAAAGGCAGUGUAUUUUUACGGUCCAAUGGGUGUCACGGUCGUCUGCAAUAUCAUCCUGUUCAUCUCAACAGCCAUGAAAAUUCUCCAGCAUAAAAGAGAUACUGCGACGCAGCUCAAGGGGAUUGACAGUCGUCGUCAUGACGACAACAAGCAAUGGUUUAAUCUCUACCUAAAGCUCUUCAUAGUAAUGGGAAUAAAUUGGUCGAUGGAGAUAAUCUCCUGGUUGUUGAACAAGGACACACCCCAGUACGUGUGGUACUUCACAGAUCUCGCGAACACCCUCCAGGGUGUUAUAAUUUUCAUAAUUUUUGUGUGGAAGGACAAAAUAAGGCGAUUGCUGGUUAAACGUUUUGGCUGUCAAAAGGGAAAAUUUCAAUCUGGAAAUUCGACAAGGAGUGGUUACCACUCCUCCGCCUCCAACAGAACUUGCACCUCGAUAGCACUUCACGAUAAAGUACCAGUCGAGAGGAAUCGAGUCAAUACGACAACAGAUGAGAGCGAUUGCGUCUGAAUUUUUUUAUCGAAUCAUCAUUUAUAUUCGAUACAAUGAAAUCAGACUUGCCUUCAUCUCGAUAGCUCGAUAUUGACGAAUAAAAAUUGAAAAAAAAGAUUCAAUCCAUUCUCACGAUUUAUUGGGAAAAUAUUUUUUUCUAUCGUUAAA
Molecule: messenger RNA, 3749 nt
Organism: Fopius arisanus
Lineage: Eukaryota; Metazoa; Arthropoda; Insecta; Hymenoptera; Braconidae
Exons: 10
Coding region: 153-3599 (1148 amino acids)
Biological process (GO): G protein-coupled receptor signaling pathway; cell surface receptor signaling pathway
Cellular component (GO): membrane
Molecular function (GO): G protein-coupled receptor activity
Source: RefSeq, a predicted model, not a curated record